AUGGACGAUACUACUGUAACAGUUAUUCCGUCCUCCAUCGACGUCGGUAAGAUGCAGACAGUGGUUGUCAUCUUUCCGUGCGACCUACCGCAACAUCAGCUGGUGACGCUGGAGCUGUGCUGCACCGGCCAGAGCUCUGGAAAGAGGCCGUCGCCUGCCUGGGUUCCCGCCCAGCUUCUGGGCAGCAAUGUUCUUCGUGCCAAUCUUCCCGAGAUUCCUUACGCUGGAGAUCUUGAAGUGACCAUCAAGGUAUCGAGAGAGACAUUUGAUCCCUGCCCCAGCUUCAAACUCAGGGUCAUUAGUCCACUGGAGACAAUACUCCAGGCCUCAUUUGCCCCUCAGAAGAGCAGCAGUUGUAACGGCAGUGCUUCCCUGCCCUGCCUGGCGGCCUACCUCCUGCACACUCAUGAGAAGGACCAGAGUAAGCUCGCCCACAUGGACAGGGUUGUGACUGACCUCCUCCAGUCACAGUCCUCCCUCUGUUCAGACUGGAACCUCUCCUCUGUCAUCUUUGGUGAGAGACAACACCACAUUUAG
Molecule: messenger RNA, 537 nt
Organism: Geodia barretti
Lineage: Eukaryota; Metazoa; Porifera; Demospongiae; Tetractinellida; Geodiidae
Source: the annotation of a GenBank genome assembly